Molecule: messenger RNA, 556 nt
Organism: Talaromyces stipitatus ATCC 10500
Lineage: Eukaryota; Fungi; Ascomycota; Eurotiomycetes; Eurotiales; Trichocomaceae
Exons: 2
Coding region: 44-556 (170 amino acids)
Source: RefSeq, a predicted model, not a curated record
AUAUUAAAACCUCUACAUUUGAUGAUUUGAAUCAGUUGCCAUCAUGCCUGCAGGACGCCCACCCAGUCAAAUUAAUCAAUAUAAACAGGAGAUAUCUACUAGCUUUCAGAAUGGCCAGAGCAUAUCAAAUAUUACAAAGAUGCUAUCUGAUGAAUAUCAGAUCACUAUUCAUCCCGAGACAAUUCGACGGCGUCUUAAACAAUGGGGUGUUUCACGUACGAAUCCUGGCCCUAGAGAGUUAGAGGAUAAGAUCAAGGAACUGUAUUUCAAACAGGGUUUACGUGACAAGGAAAUCAUACGUGCGCUAGAAAGGGAUGGUAUAAAAAUAUCCCAAUCCACUCUUACAACAAUUUGGCUCCGGAUUGGGCUUCAGCGACGGGUUGUCAAGCCAGAAGAUAUUCAACAUACAGAUGAUAUUGUCAGGGAAGCAGUUCGGGAACAACUCAACACAACCGCACUCAAAUCAGUGUAUUGCAACAGUUUCUUGAAGUACUUCAAGAAACAAAUAUUCAGCCUCGCUAUAUACGCUCUGAUAAAGGGGGCGAAACAGUUCUAG